Penicillium brasilianum is the source of this 4965-nucleotide messenger RNA. The record is from the annotation of a GenBank genome assembly. Lineage: Eukaryota; Fungi; Ascomycota; Eurotiomycetes; Eurotiales; Aspergillaceae.
CCUAUUUGGACUAGGGCCGAUCCCUUGGACCUGACGUCUCAGGCAAGAAUGUCAUGUGAUCCUUAUCAGGACUGAGUCAGCCACACGUCCCCCACCGUUGCUAUGGAGACUCCCGCGACUGUCAACACCAUAACUUGCUUUGGGGUAACAAAUCCACUUUCCGACCCAUGGAAAUAGAUAUCGAGAUCGGAUCCCCUCUUGUCAUCCUUCCAACAUCCCUUCGUUAUCCCUUCUCUCGUUGUCUGUAAACCUUUGGGUGUGUCUUUCAUAUCGCGGUAGCUGAAGUUGUGGCAUCGAUUUGGUGACACGCUCACAUUCCUGCAAACGAUCGACGAGGAACACGGACCAGGACUCGGUGUUUUCCCACUCGAAUCCUGGUAUCCAUUGAGACACAGAAAGACCUUGUCUUUGUUAUUGAUAUUGUCCCAACUCGAUACCAUUACAUCGCGCCGUUAAAGGCCCAUACACGUCAUAACAAUGGCUAGUGGACUUGGUCAACGGCCACUCUCCGAAGUGAGCCCUAUGGCACAACGACGCAAUUCGCCCAUCUGGAAUCAGACCACGAAGAUGCCACAGGGCGAGUCACCUGCCUUUGAUGUGUCUCCUCUGAAUAAAAAUGCCUCCCCACGUCUCUUCUGGAAAGGUCGCGAAUCACCCUCCCCCUUCGCAAAGGGCGCCGAAAACCUCGCCCCAUAUGAUCCGGAAGGUAUCAGCCUACCAGCGAAGCGCCCUUCCCUCGAGGACCUCAAGCGUGCCUCGCGUGUCAAGAAUUAUAGCAUGUUGCAGAGUGGGCAAGAAUACGAUCCAGCGCAAGUGUCACUUCCUCACAGACCCCUAGCGAACGAUCGAUCUGCGCACCGAGAAAGUCAAAUGAAUCUUGCAAAGUCUCAGCUUCCCGAUGAGUGUAACAUGGAGCCCACACCAAGACCUGUCUCUCCCAGCAAGGACCAGCCGUCACCGGGCAAAUCGUCGUUAUCCAAAGGCAGUCGAUACGGAAAGGGAUUCGACCCUCAGAAUGAUAUCUGGUCAGAGUAUGAUAGCGCUGGCCACCGGCAUGCCAAGAGUGUCACAUUUGAUGUUGCGCCUCCUCAAGUCAACGAAUAUGAAUUGCGCACUCCGGACCUUGCGUCUGUUGCCUCCGGCUCGCGUGAGAACAGUUAUGAUUCUGAAGAGGAGGGAGACAUCAGCUUUGACCAUGAUACAUCAUUCGAGCGUGAUGACAGUUUUGAUGCAUCCCUUGAAGAUAUUGAAAAGACGCCUGUUGUUCUACCCGAGGAUUGGCGGUUCAUGACUCCUGACAGUGAGAAUGGCGAUGAAGAAGAGUCCUUCGCUGAGUCAGUCGAGGAUCACGUCGCGGAUGAGCGCCCAGUAUCGCGUGAAGGUGGAACCUCAAGUCACACACGUGUUGAGUCCCUCGACUCGAACGGAGAGCGGCGUCCGCUGCCUCCAUUGCCUUCUUUGUCACGCCUGUCUCUGUCGGGGCCAUCCUCGCCCGGGAAGCUUGCUGCCGCUUUCGAGCUGGGCUGUGCUGGUCACCGCUCUCUACCUGCUGCGCCUGCCGGCGCCUCUUUCAAUAAGGCCGACAUCAAUGGUUCCAUGUCCCUGGAGGACCGGCUCCGGCUCAUGAUGCUACAGGAGAAGAAGGCCGAUGAGAAGGCUAAUGACGGCGACGCUGUCGACGAAGAGCCUACUAAGGCGUCUGAUCAUGUUGGUGACGCUGACAUGGACAAUGAGACUGAAGGAAACGAGUUACCCAAGGAUGACCUGUUUUCCCCCCCUCGAAUCUCUCGUGACUCGAUCCUCCGAGACAUCCGCAAAGGGGAGAGCUACGAUGAUGAUGAUGUCUUUGGAGAGGACUCUCAACUUGCCUCGAGCCCCAAUCCGUACGAGCAUUACGACCCCGAUGUCCCUAUUCCGUCCUUGGAAGACGACGAUGACGAUGACUCUUCCAGCGUGAUCAUCAAGGAAGAGGCUCGCGACGAUUCACUUUACACGAUUACAGACUAUUAUCAGCAUCUUUCCGAUAACAGCUUGUCAUCCAGGGAUCAGCGAGCGACAUACGAUGAUGACAGCAACUACUCGCUGCGCUCUGCUGCCGAAGCGGCCGCUCGCAAUGCCGCCAACAAGGGAUCCGGCGAGACCACCCCUACCGCUGAAGAGCCAAUGGAAUUUUCGUCACAUGAGCUGAGCAAGGAAGAAGAGGCUCCUGAGUCUGGUAACAGCCACCCGCUUGAUAUGACCUCAAUCCGCCAAUCUCUGGGUCGUCCGGUGACCCCCGAGAUCAAGGAGGAACCAAUCUCGGAGCCGUCUACUCCUGACUCUGUCAUUCGGCAUCCUGUCGAGGGCGAAGAAGAGCAUGCUGAGGACGAUUACCAAGAGGAUAACGUCAGCUCCUCGGGCGAAUCUAUCCCUGAACCUGUCGCGACUAUUCGCGCGCCUGGUGCUGGCCUUAAAACUCGGCCAUCACUAACUCCGGCGGAUAUGGAGUCGAUGGCUGCUACUCGUCGCAAGAUCAGUGGUCAAUACCCGCCUCCCAUGCCAACACUGACAAAGCAGGUCUCGAAUGAAUCGGAGAAAUCCGAUUGCGAGGACAAACCGACCGACCUCCCACCGCAGCUGUCCUUGCCCCCCAGCCUUACACAACGACAGGCUAGCCUGAUGAAACUCGAUAUUCCGUUUAGCAUCCAGGAGGAAAGCCUUGGCUCCGGCCUGAGCAAAGAGUUUGAUCGUGUCAUUGAGUCCCAAAAGAGAGGCUACCUUAUGAGACAAAACACCAAGGUUGUCAUUGCCAGCAACCGAAAUGAAGAGGACCCUACCCUCGCCGCCGACUGCGCUAAUGAGGAUCUCCGCGGCACACGUUCAGCAGGCUCCUCCCCACGCAAAGCGAGCCAGCAGACCUGGACGACGGUUCCAUGGAACAGCCAGGCUCGUCGACCCAGUGUGAAGCUGACAGGCGGCAUCCCGAAGAAGAAGCCCGUUGCGGGUUCAGUCCCUCCUCUUCCCGGCCACCAGAGCAACGUGCAGGAGCCUCCUGCGACCAUCGAUGAAAAUGAGCCUCUGGUCAGCGAGGCAUAUGAAGAGGGGGAGGAACGUGGUCGCCUCUUUGUUAAGGUGGUCGGCAUCAAGUAUCUUGAUCUGCCUAUGCCCCGUGGCGAGCGUUCAUACUUUGCGCUCACCUUAGACAAUGGUCUUCAUUGUGUGACAACAUCGUGGCUCGAACUGGGCAAGUCUGCUCCUAUCGGUCAGGAGUUCGAACUCAUUGUGCAGAAUGACCUCGAGUUCCAACUCACCCUGCAAAUGAAGGUCGACGAGACCAAGUUCUACCCCCAGGAUAUCCCCGGAUCACCUCGCCAGAAGACGUCGGCCCUCAGUCGUGUAUUUGCUUCCCCUCGUCGCCGCAAGGAACUCGACAUGAAGCAGCAAAUUCAGUCGCAGCAGCAAAAGGCCAACAAUGUCAAUGCUCCGGUCUAUGAAAGACUGCGAAACCUGGUUGCCCGUGACGGUAGCUUCGGAAGAGCCUAUGUUGCAUUGAGUGAUCAUGAAAAGAUGGCCUUUGGUCGCCCCUACACAGUCGACGUUGCUUGCUUCAACGAGUGGGCUGUAGAUGAGCAACCUAGCAGCGUAAAGAGCAAGAAGAGCGCCACUAGUGUGGCUGCCCAGCGUCGGCCGCCUUACAAGAUUGGCAAGCUGGAGUUGCAAUUGCUGUUUGUCCCCAAGCCUAAAGGGAGCAAGGAUGAAGACAUGCCCAAGAGCAUGAAUGCUUGCAUUCGUGAAAUGCGGGAUGCAGAAAGCCUUGCCGCUCGUUCCUGGGAAGGCUUCCUUUCGCAGCAAGGUGGAGACUGUCCCUACUGGCGUCGUCGUUUCUUCAAGCUCCAGGGUUCGAAGCUGACUGCUUACCACGAGACUACCCGCCAGCCUCGCGCUACCAUCAACCUGGCUAAGGCCUCCAAACUCAUCGAUGACCGCCCCUCUCUGACGCAAAAGGAGACCAGCACUAAGGGUGGUGGUCGCCGCAAAUCUGCCUUCGCCGAGGAGGAGGAGGGCUACAUGUUCGUGGAGGAAGGGUUCCGCAUCCGGUUUGGCAAUGGUGAAGUGAUCGACUUCUAUGCCGAUUCUGCCACAGAAAAGGAUGGCUGGUUGAGAGUCAUGUCAGAGGCCGUGGGCAAGGGGUCCUCGACUGGUAGUGGUGCGAUCAAGCCUUGGGCCGAUCUCGUUCUCAAGCGUGAGAGCAGCAUGAAAGCUCGACGUAAGACUGCGGACCGCCUUCAUCCUAGCGGUAUCCCAGUCGCUCCGGCAUCACCAGUUGGAAAACGCCCCAGUGGAGUUGGAGCACCGCCAUCUUCUGCGGGCAAUGGGGCGCAGGCGCCCCAGUCCCCUCGACCCCGACACAAGCACACGUACUCUCAACCCGAGCUACCGAGUGCCGAAGCUCGCCGCCAGAAGACCCGCUCCCUCCUGUUCUAAGGGACUACCAGAAUGACCGCUAUGAACCAAAGCUUCUCUUCACUUCUCUUGGACAUGAUGUCAAGUUGUCACAAUAACCUUUUUGAUUCCCCUUUGUGGAUGUCCGUCCAUACUACUAUUCUUCUGUCAUGGAGAGCCAAUUUCCUUUCCUGUCAUUUGGUCUUUCCUUCACGGUGCCGGCGUGUACGAUGCAAUCCUAUUUCUUGUGUUUUUCCUUGCUCUGUGUUCUUAUCCUGACCAAGGCUUUGUGCGUGCAGCAAUGCUAUGACCCCCGGACUUCAGGACACCUCCAGACAAUUUCCCUUUGAGAUCCUGUUGUACUUUUAAUGAGACAUACGCCUCCUGGUUUUUCUUCGUUUCUCGAGUUGAUAGUUACUGCUUACAAAUUUGAUUGUUACUGCAUCGAUCUUGUGUCAAAAUCUUCGUGUAGUGGUAGGCAGCACGAUUCAUUGGAUUGCGCCUUAAGUGCUCUUGGUGCUCUUAACUGUACGAAUCACUGCC